This is a messenger RNA of Mycotypha africana, 1798 nucleotides long. RefSeq lists its product as uncharacterized. Lineage: Eukaryota; Fungi; Mucoromycota; Mucoromycetes; Mucorales; Mycotyphaceae. The record is from RefSeq and is a predicted model, not a curated record. The transcript has 3 exons. The coding region runs from base 130 to 1407 and encodes 425 amino acids.
UUCUUCACUCUGUUGUUGUUAAUACCCAUCCUCCCAGCCUCCCAUUUCUCAAUACACUCCUUCUCACCUUUUAACCCAUUUUUUUUUUUCAAUUUCAUAUAGAGAAUUUUAUUUAUACAUGUACAAAUAAUGAAAAGUACUUUUUGGCUCUAUUAUCAAUACAUUGUAACACUCGUUCUUGUUGUAGCAAUCACCUCAAUAAAAGCAGAUGACAGCUGUUCUCCAAUCAAUUGUUUGACGAGUUGUGCAUCGAGUUGUUCAGCAGAUCAAGUAUGCGUUGUAGGUACUAUGACCACUUGUGGUAUUUGUCCACAAAGCAAAUGCGUACCUAGAGAAUCAUUGGGAUUGUCAUCUACAGGGCAGUCAAUAACCAGUACUAAUGGUGAUAGUGGUACUCAUGGCUCCAGUACGGCAAGCAGUGAUGAUACAAACGAUGAUCCUACCGUCAGUAGUACUAAUAAUGGUGCACUCAUCGGUGGUAUUGUGGGCGGGCUCCUUGGCGGAGGUACGUUGUUAUGCCUACUAAGUUAUUUGAUCUUCAUUCGUCCAAAGCGUAACCAAAGAAAGAGCAAUAUGCCACUACACCUUCGCCCACCCACGAUUAAACCUACCAACAACAAUACCGCUGAACCAACCGUACGAGAUGAAGAGGAAAUGUAUCAACACAGUCAACACACCAGUUUAAGUAACAAUAUCUACAGCAGCAGCGGUAGACAGCAACAAAUGUCCGGUGUUAUUCCUGUUACUUUUAUACCUCCAAUGACCUAUUCUAAUAGGACCACAACAUCUUUAUCACGUUUUAGUGCCCUAAAUGCACUACAUCAAAGCAUUCUAAAUGAUGGCAACCAUGAUGACGAUCAGGCCAAUCCUUUCCAUGAUAGACAAAGCAUUGUUACAACAACUACAAUGUCAACAGAUACGCAAUUUGCACCCAACCAAUAUAAUCCAACCAGGAUAAGCAAAAAUAGACAUAUGUCGAUCGAAUCAGAUAUGAGCAGUAGCACGAUACAUCGCUCUUCAAUAGCAGUAGCGACUUCGACUACAACAAUAGCAACUAUUGCCCAAGCAAUGCAAGUAAUGCGGGCUAAACCACAAGUUAUGAGAGUGAAUACUUUAAAUAGCAACUCUGCCACUAGAAAAGUUUCUAUUAAAAGGACAUCGUCAUCUGAGAAAGUCGUGGAAGAACACGAACAGCAACAACAAGAUGAUGAAAUGAACGACAAUCCUUUUGAUGAUAAAAAUAAAGUGACUAGCAAGACAUUAACAUCUACAGCGGCAUUAAAUCAUACCAGCACCUCAAGACAGCAACAAUAUUUCAGCGGAGUGGAAUCUAGCAAAGCAACCACAGAUAGUGUGUUAUCAUGCCCAGGUGAUGGAGAGAUUACUAUCAUAUGGAACGCAAAUUGAUAUAAAAUAUAAUUUUAUUCAAAAAGGAACUCCUUUUAGCUAAUUGUAUCUCUUGCAAUGUUUAUGCAUGUACAUGUCUUCUUGAUAGCGGCGAGGACAGUUUCGCGAGGAAGCUCAGUAUCAACAACAACUUCUUGCUUUUCUAAACUAAUGUCGACAUUCUUGACGCCUAUAAUACACAUAUCAUUAAAUUCCCUGAAAGCCAUCCAUAUUCUUUCGUAUAAUGAUUACCUUCAAGUCUAGUUAGAGCUCGGUUAACAGCAUUGGAGCAACCAGAACAGCUCAUUUCAACGUUGAAUUUGUAUUGCUGGUAAAACGAUCAAAGGUUACGAUGAGGGAGAACAUAGUAAUAAAAAAUAAUGUCAAUGCUUGCUACUACUUGACUAUGAAU